Styela clava is the source of this 520-nucleotide messenger RNA. The record is from RefSeq and is a predicted model, not a curated record. NCBI's taxonomy places the organism in Eukaryota, Metazoa, Chordata, Ascidiacea, Stolidobranchia, Styelidae.
AUGUCAAGUGCCAGACUUAUACCCUGGCUCAAUAACCGACACCGACAUAACAACAAUUUCCGAGCUUUGAACAAAUGCCAAGUUCUUGAUGGAGUUCUCACUGACAAAGGCUUUGCUAUUAGUGAAUUAGCAGCUGAAAAGGGAGCAGAACACAAUCGGCCUCCGAUGAAAUCUGCCAGUCAGUUCACAGAAGGCCAAUGUGAUGAAAAUUUUAAUAUUGCUUGCCUCAGGAUCCACGUGGAGCGAUGGAUUGGUUAUCUUAGAAACUUUCGGAUUCUAAAUACUGUGUGGCCAUGUGGCAGACUGGACUUGCUUAACAGCGUAUGGAGAUUCUUGGCUCAUAUUCAGGCUAUAUCAACACUUGUGAAACCGAAAGAAAACUGCCCGAAAGCGAUAUAAAACAACACAUUCAAAAAAAAAAAAACAGUAAUUAUCACAAUUCACAAGGUUUAUGGUGUAAUCUAACAUGUACUGAAAUAGUGUUUUAUGUCCUCUAUUUGAGCACAUUGCCUGGUCGCUU